ACAACGUUGUCAGCUUUAGCCUUACUCAGCUUCAGUUCACACAGGAAAACUGCCUUCAAACGUGCUUUAAGAAAAAUAGUUUUUUCUAUCUUUUUUUAGUAAUUUCUACGCUUUUCCAGUCGUUUUUACAUACAAUAUGGCUGGUCUAGCAGCAAAAGCCAAAACAUUUGCUAACACCGUUAAGGCUCAGGCUCGUCCGAUGUUUGAUGAAUUCAUGAGCUAUGCCAAGGUGGAAUUGACGCCGCCAACUCCAGCAGAUUUUAAAGCGCUGCGCAAGACAGCUGAGAAUGCAAAGAAAGUGGCGAAAGAAUCGUCGAAGGGAAUUAGUAAGAAGACCGUCUCUGAAGUCUGGCUAAAUACUUUGGUCACCAUCGAGGUUAUCACUUGGUUCUUUAUGGGUGAGGUCAUUGGUCGACGUCAUUUUGUAGGCUACAAAGUCUAAAGAGAUGAAAGCAGACCAUAUCAACUAGUUACAAUAACAUAUACAAUAGAAAUAUAUAUAUAUAUUUUAAUGUUCCCAAACAUCAAAUAAAGCUGCAGCAUUCACGGAUCAUA
Messenger RNA from Drosophila hydei, 555 nucleotides. RefSeq names its product ATP synthase subunit g, mitochondrial (gene ATPsynGL). The transcript is spliced from 2 exons. Gene Ontology annotation, biological process: proton motive force-driven ATP synthesis. The coding region runs from base 137 to 442 and encodes 101 amino acids. Gene Ontology annotation, molecular function: proton transmembrane transporter activity. The record is from RefSeq and is a predicted model, not a curated record. Lineage: Eukaryota; Metazoa; Arthropoda; Insecta; Diptera; Drosophilidae.